Messenger RNA from Salvelinus fontinalis (brook trout), 5026 nucleotides. Its product is annotated as glutamate receptor ionotropic, kainate 2-like. Gene Ontology annotation, cellular component: kainate selective glutamate receptor complex; presynaptic membrane; plasma membrane. Gene Ontology annotation, biological process: synaptic transmission, glutamatergic; modulation of chemical synaptic transmission; monoatomic ion transport. Gene Ontology annotation, molecular function: transmitter-gated monoatomic ion channel activity involved in regulation of postsynaptic membrane potential; kainate selective glutamate receptor activity. NCBI's taxonomy places the organism in Eukaryota, Metazoa, Chordata, Actinopteri, Salmoniformes, Salmonidae. The record is from RefSeq and is a predicted model, not a curated record.
GUGUGUUUUUUCGACCAACAGGAGGCGUGUCUUCCCCACGGCCGGAGCGGAGCGCAGCAAGACGCGAGUCUGAAGGAACCGAUCUGGCUCGUCUCUCUAUCGGAACAAAUCAACUACUUUCUCAGCUCAUUCUAUUCGAAGACCGCCCGUGAAUGGAUUUCUCCCGGAUUUGCCCAGACUAACAUGGAUGCCCCACCGUUAGCUGAGUGGGAAGGUUGUUUCUUGGCGCAGUGAGCUGGACACGCAGAGCUUGCUAAUGGAUCUGGGGAAACGAAUGAUACCUUCUCCCUGACUGACCAUGCCGUGAUCUUGCGCGUGGGCCGUCACCCUGCUUAACGUCAAAAUAAACAUUUCGGGGGAAUCUACCGAUCCAGGGAAUAAAUAGUGGCAUCACACAGACACCAUGAAGAUUACCUCCCCGCUCAUAAGUAAAGCGAGAUUCAGGUGCACCGUCAGGCUUCUACUGCUGCUAUUACUAUGUGUGGGAUAUUCUCGCGGGAUGCCACACGUUUUAAGAUUUGGAGGAAUAUUUGAGUCCAUUGAGUCGGGGCCGUCAGGUGCCGAGGAACUAGCCUUUAAAUUUGCUUUAAAUACAAUCAACAGGAACAGAACCCUACUGCCAAACACAACGCUAACAUACGACAUCCAGCGGAUAAACAUCUACGACAGCUUCGAAGCCUCCAGAAAAGCCUGCGACCAACUAUCUCUGGGGGUGGCGGCCAUCUUCGGCCCCUCCCACAGCUCAUCGGCCAAUGCGGUCCAGUCCAUCUGUAACGCGCUUGGCGUGCCCCACAUCCAGACCAAAUGGAAGCACCAGGUGUCUGACAACAGGGACUCCUUCUACGUCAGCCUCUACCCAGACUUCUCCUCUCUCAGCCGGGCCAUUCUGGACCUGGUUCACUUCUUCAAGUGGAAGACGGUCACCGUUGUCUAUGAUGACAGCACAGGUCUUAUUCGGUUACAGGAGCUCAUAAAGGCUCCAUCUCGCUACAACAUCCGCUUGAAGAUCCGCCAGUUGCCAGCGGACACCAAGGACGCAAAGCCUCUCCUCAAGGAGAUGAAGAGAGGAAAGGAGUUCCACGUCAUCUUCGACUGUGGACACGAAAUGGCUGCCGGCAUCCUAAAACAGGCUCUUGCUAUGGGGAUGAUGACAGAGUACUAUCACUACAUCUUCACCACACUGGACCUGUUUGCGCUGGACGUGGAGGCCUACCGUUACAGUGGGGUGAACAUGACUGGCUUUAGGAUCCUGAAUACGGAGAACAGCCAAGUGGCCUCCAUCAUAGAGAAGUGGUCCAUGGAACGCCUGCAGGCCCCGCCCAAACCUGACUCUGGCCUACUGGACGGCUUCAUGACGACGGACGCUGCGCUCAUGUACGAUGCCGUGCACGUGGUGGCCGUGGCCGUGCAGCAGUCUCAGCAGAUCACUGUCAGCUCCCUACAGUGCAACAGACACAAACCCUGGCGCUUUGGGAACAGAUUCAUGGCCCUCAUCAAAGAGGCCCACUGGGAUGGCUUGACUGGGCGGAUCACUUUCAACAGAACCAACGGCUUGAGGACAGACUUUGACCUGGAUGUGAUUAGUCUGAAGGAGGAUGGACUGGAGAAGAUUGGAACAUGGGACCCUCCUAGUGGCUUGAACAUGACAGACCACCAGAAAGGGAAGACAUCCAAUGUCACAGACUCCUUAGCCAACAGAUCUCUAGUUGUCUCCACCAUACUGAAAGCUGAUCUGGCAGUGGCUCCCCUGGCCAUCACCUACGUGAGGGAGAAGGUCAUCGACUUCUCCAAGCCCUUCAUGACACUGGGGAUAAGUAUCCUCUACCGCAAGCCCAACGGAACCAACCCUGGGGUCUUCUCCUUUCUCAACCCCCUCUCACCCGAUAUCUGGAUGUAUAUUCUGCUGGCUUACUUGGGUGUCAGUUGUGUGCUGUUUGUCAUAGCCAGGUUUAGUCCCUACGAGUGGUAUAACCCCCACCCCUGCAACCCCGACUCAGAUGUAGUGGAAAACAAUUUCACCCUGCUAAAUAGUUUCUGGUUCGGAGUUGGAGCUCUCAUGCAGCAAGGCUCUGAGUUAAUGCCCAAAGCCCUGUCCACCAGGAUCGUAGGAGGCAUCUGGUGGUUCUUCACCCUGAUAAUCAUCUCCUCUUACACGGCCAACCUGGCUGCCUUCCUCACUGUGGAGAGGAUGGAGUCGCCCAUCGACUCAGCUGACGACCUGGCCAAGCAGACCAGGAUAGAGUAUGGAGUGGUGGAGGAGGGAUCCACCAUGACCUUCUUCAAGAAAACCAAGAUCUCCACGUACGACAAGAUGUGGGAGUUUAUGAGCAGUCGGAGGCACUCUGUGAUGGUGAAGGAUAUUGACGAAGGGAUCCAUCGAGUUCUCACCUCGGACUACGCCUUCCUCAUGGAGUCCACCACCAUCGAGUUUGUCACCCAGCGCAACUGCAACCUUACCCAGAUAGGGGGUCUCAUCGACUCCAAAGCCUACGGCGUGGGAACCCCCAUGGGCUCUCCGUACAGAGACAAGAUUACCAUAGCGAUCCUGCAGCUGCAGGAAGAAGGAAAGCUGCACAUGAUGAAGGAGAAGUGGUGGAGGGGGAACGGUUGUCCGGAGGAUGAGAAGAAUAAGGAGGCCAGCGCUCUGGGGGUCCAGAACAUCGGGGGCAUCUUUAUCGUCCUGGCGGCUGGACUCGUCUUGUCGGUGUUUGUGGCAGUCGGAGAGUUCAUCUAUAAAUCCAAACAAAACGCACAACUGGAAAAGAGGUCCUUCUGCAGUGCCAUAGUGGACGAAUUGCGGGUGUCCCUCAAGUGCCAGCGGCGCCUCAAACACAAGCCUCAGCCGCCCGUCAUGGUCAAGACAGAGGACGUCAUCAACAUGCACACCUUCAACGACCGCAGACUGCCAGGCAAAGAGACCAUGGCCUAGAACAGGUCUCUGUCUCUCUCUCUCUCUCUCUCUCUCUCUCUCUCUCGCUCUCUCUCUCUCUCUCUCUCUAUCUCUCUCUCUCUCUCUAUCUCUCUCUCUAUUUCCCUCUCUCUCUCUCUGCUGUCACUGGGAGGCGUGUAGGGUGAAGAGACACUGGGGGAGGGAGGAAGGGUGAUAGUUGAUUUAUGUGAGUGUAUGGGGGGAGGUUAAGAGAGAUGGGAGAUGAGAGGAAAAGAGAAGUGGAGAAGAGAAGAGAAGAGAGGAGCUGAGCUGCUCUGAUCACUGACUGUCUGGCAUCGUUGUUUCAAAACACUAAGCUAGAAAUGAAAAGAGAUUCAACAAUGUUUCCUGUGGAAAUAACUUGAACCAACCUGGGAGCAAUUCAAUGUGAGUUACCUCAUUACUCUACCUGGCAGUGCACCUGAGCAAGGAGUGAUGAAAGUGGUGCCAUGAUUUAGUAUAAAAAAGAGAGUUAAACCCAGGAUUCAGAGGAAAGGAGGGAGGGCAGGUUAAAUUGAAAGUAUAGAAUAUCAUAUGUUUCGUUGUCCCUUAAAUAUUGAUUCAAUUUGGACCUGUGAUUUCUAUCUGCUACCCAACCACUCUCUCUCUCUCACUGAGUAGAAUCAGGAGCACGUAUAUCCCUCAGUCAUAGUUAUGGAGCAAACACAUACACAGAUACUAAUAGAAAAAACAGAGAAAAUCAGUUGGCGAGUGUGUAAAGGACACAUCUUGUUAUUAUUCAACCAUAGAAGAAGAAGGAGACCAGAUGGGCUAGAAACAGCCAGUUCCAAAUGAAACCCAAACCCCAAAACACAUUGGUGAGCAGGACAUAACUGCUCCCAACAUGUACAGAGGCAUCGUUUAUUCAUAUCAUUCACUGUUGGAAAGAAUACAGUACAUUAUCCAUCAGGCAAUAGGUUAUUUCAUUUGUUUUGUUUUCAGAGUACUAAACAUUUUGUUAAAUUAUGGGGGACGGGAAAAACAUUUUGAAUUAAAAAAUAUAUACAUAGAUAAAUACAAGCAGAGACAGAUUACCGGAGGAGGGGCAGUGAUGUAAUAGAGGAAUUAGGUGAUAGGAACUGGAAGUGACAUGAAGAGUGGCGGACAUGAUGAAAGUAGUAACCUUAGGAACCUUAGUAGUUUGAAGUGAAGGAAAGCAGGACAGCAGGAGUGGAUCUGAAACUAAAUUCACAGCAAUCACGCAACAUGAGGAAUUUAUUUAUUCGUAUUUAUUAUUUUAUUUAUGAAUUUCUUUAUUUAUAUUUUCAUGGACUGGAUUUUCACAGCAGCUGCAAGGAUACAGUACACACCUCAUUUUCAGAUUUGAUGGGUACAAAUGUUUUGGUUUUCUUUUCUGUUCGAUGUCAAGUCUCAAGUUUCUUUAUGUACUCUUGUGGCUUUUAUUUUAGUAACAAAAUCCUCACAUUUACUUGUGCAAAUGCAAUUUCUAUGAAAAAGUGUUUUUGUACGAAGAAAAUAAAACAUUUUGUAAUAAUUUUUAUCAACAAAAAAUGUACCACGGGUGUCACCACGGCAGACAGCGUGACUCUCUCUCCACUGUGGGCCGUGUGGGUGUCCCAAGGGAUAGCAGCCCCAUCUAGGAUAGCCCCGUCAGGCCUAACACAACCCCCUCCAGGGGGUCACGAGAACAACCCCUCCAUGGACCGGCCUCACACCGAUGGGGUCUCCAGAGCAUUCUGGUUGAGCUUCAGUGGCAUAAUACAUGUUUUGGAAAAACUAUUUUUAUCAUGUAAAGGAAUCAUAUUUAAAAGAAAGAUAUUUUUACUUCAGGUGAAAGAAGAGUAAUGAUUAAACAAUAAUUAGAACAAUAAAUAUAUAUAUACACACACAAAGAAGCUGAAGUGAAGAGGACUGCCAACGAUGCUUAUCAUUCUACACCCCUGAUUCCCAAUAGACUGCUAGAUUUCAGUGCUGAGAAAUUGUGUGUAAAUGGUUUUAAAAACAGAAGAAUAUGUAUUUAACAGAAUAAGGAACACCUAACUAAUUUUGAACAUGUUAUGAAAACUAAACGGAGUGCACACAGUUUACUGUUUGAAGUUGAUGCACAAGUUUAAAGAAAAUAAAAAAAAUUCUUCA